ACGAGCAGCGUCUGAUUACAGCCUGAGAAGACAGCCACGAUUGUGGAGGGAGGACGCCUCGCUAUCGAACUCUAAAGUGCGUCCGUAAACUUUAGAGGUAAGCACACAUGGUUUCAUCUCAGCCGCAGAAAUACUAGUUGAGUGUUUUACCAACACGGACCUUGCUAACAAGCACCUUAACCCCGGGCAUUAUUGACGUAAUAAUGGCGGAGUGGAGUAAAACUUGGAAGAUGUUGAAAUGAAGACUUAACUUUGGAGCAAGACUUCGCUUUUAACAUCUGAUUGUUCAAGCGUUCAACCCGGGAGGGAGGCACCUCGGCGCCCAGGUGGAGUUUUACCUCUGGGUUGUUCCUCCAGCACGGAGCGAUCGAAACAGGUUCAACCCGAGCCGCCACCAUUCCGUGCUGUAAGGCCGACCGUAAAAUGUCUUCCGACGGAGACCUGAGUAACCUUGGAAGCUGUGGUAGCUUCUGGGAGCCAGGAAACUACAAGAGAACGGUGAAGCGGGUUGACGAUGGCCACCGACUAUGUAAUGAGUUAGUCAGCUGCUUCCAGGAACGUGCUAAGAUCGAGAAAAGCUAUGCUGUGCAGCUGAGCGACUGGGCCAAGAGGUGGAGAAGUGUGGUCGAGAAAGGGCCUCAGUAUGGUACCUUGGAGAAGGCGUGGCAUGCAUUCAUGCAGGCAGCCGAUCGGCUCUGCGAGCUGCAUCAAGAACUGCGUGACCGGCUGGCGGGAGAAGACAGUGAGAAGGUGCGAAAUUGGCAGAAAGAAGCCUUCCACAAGCAGAUGAUGGGAAGUUUCAGGGAGACCAAGGAGGCUGACGAUGGCUUCCGCAAAGCCCAGAAACCGUGGGUCCGCAAAUUAAAAGAGUUGGAGUCAAGUAAGAAGAGCUACCACCAUGCCAGGAAGGAGGAGUGGACAGCCAUUAAUAGGGAAACGCACGCUAAGGCUGACCCAUCCAAGUCUCAAGAGGAAGUCCGCAAAUACACGACCCGGGUGGAGCGCUGCAACCAGGAGGCUGAAAAAGCAAAGGAGCGUUAUGAAAAGGCCCUGGAAGAACUGAACCGCUGUAACCCUCGUUACAUGGAGGACAUGGAACAGGUGUUUGACCUCACCCAGGAAGCUGAGCGCAAGAGGCUGUUCUUCUUUAAAGAGGUCUUGCUGGACGUUCAUACACACCUUGACCUGUCCAGCAAAGAAGGUUUCAGACAGCUGUACCAGGACCUGGGUCAGACCAUCCGAGCAGCUAAUGAGGCAGAAGAUCUGCGAUGGUGGCGGAACACCCACGGGCCAGGCAUGAGCAUGAACUGGCCCCAGUAUGAGGAGUGGACUCCAGAGACGGGUCGGCCAAUCAGCAGGAAGGAGCGAGGUGGACAAUCCGACGACAAUGUAGUCACCCUCACCAACAUCGUCACCUCAGGGGGAGAUAACAUCCCACCCAGCCCCAUCACCCAAAAUGCCACCAGGGUUGCAAAAGACUACUCGUCAGACUGGUCAGAUGAGGAUAACCCGAAGAAGGUGGCCGUGAACGGUGUUGGAGAAGCGGAGGCCAAAGAGGAGCAGGUAGAGGGGGUGCGAGUCCGAGCGCUCUAUGAUUACGCGGGUCAGGAGGGUGAUGAGCUCAGCUUCAAAGCAGGAGAGGAGCUGCUGAAGCUGGGUGAGGAAGAUGAGCAGGGCUGGUGUAAAGGACAGCUGAGCAGCGGCCAGGUGGGCCUCUAUCCCGCCAACUACGUCCAGCUCACAGAUUCCUGAUGACCCGCCCCCUCUUCACCUCGCCAAUGGUACAGCUUACACUCAAGGAGUUACUGACCAAUACUCAAUCAUUGAGUUUGUUUUUCUCCAUUUUUAAGUUCAGCACAUUUCACAAUAAGCGAACACUGAGGGGGAAAUUUGUGGGUAACUGGCUUUUUUAACACAAAUCACCAAGCCAUGUGUAACCGGCGCAAACUGUGAACCCUUCCCUUCCCUUCCAUUUUCACUUACGGUUAUUUGGUCCACGUUUCAUUAAUAAAAAAAAAAAUAUUUAGGAAAUAAUUGCUGUAAAAUAAUCGCAAGUUACAUGUUCCCUCUCUCCGCUUGGUGUGGUCAACGUGAUGCUAGGGGUGCCAAGCUAAGCUAUCCUGCAUAGUUUUAUGAAAUGCUCCAAUAUACUCCUUAUUAUUCCUUAAAUGAGCUCAUGUGUGUAUAUAUAUGUAUAAAACCAAAGAAGUAUUUUAGGUGAAGUUUGUGAAUUCACCAAUAGAGUUCUUUAUUUUCUCUUUAUUUCUUUACCCGGUGGCCGAAAAUGGAACUGCAUGUACUGUAGAUCAUCAUGACAGAACUGCUUUGCAGCGCCGCCCUGCUGUCUGACUGAGGGAUUGCGCCAUCAGCCGGGUGAUGGCACACUAAUGGUGUCAUAUGACCCCAGCAGAUGGUUUUUUUUUUCUCCAAAAAAAUUUUAUUUUCAGUGCAAGCAGGAUGUUUGUUUUUAUUCGCUUCAUAUUUAAUUCAUCUGCUGUGUGAAUCCCUUUUUCUUUUAUAUGUGAUAGCUUUAUGAGGCUAGUAAUUAUUAUCAUUAUUAUUUUAGUCUUGUAUAAUUAUGCUUUCAGAUUUUCCUGUUAAAUUUAGCAAUGCUGGGGACUAGAAAUGAGAGCAUGGAGCACACAUGCUUCAGAGAAAUAUCUUUGUGUUUGAGGUUUUGCAUGUUUUAAGUUCAUGAGGGAGCUCCUUCUCUAGCUUGAACUCUACUUCCUGCGCUCCUUUUUUGACUCUUUCCUUUAUCUUCCCCAACUUGUCAUCUGUGCAGCACAUAAAGUUGUGACUUCCACUAUCUUUGUGUCGCGCAGCAUCAUUACUUACACUUACCUCACUCAACUGAUAACAUGUGAACCACACAAUGGAGCCGCACCACACGCACCGUGCGGGCAUUACAACAGACUCUUACACGCAAAUAUACAUGCAAAAGAAUGCAAACAUUUUUACUCAUUUAUAACCCGCAAGGCACCUUCCCCAACAGAAAGUUACCCUGCAUGCUUUGCGGGUUAUGAAUGAGUAUAAAAUAACAUUGUUUUGCAUGCAUAUUAGUGUAAGUGUCUACUUCCAUGCCCGCAUAAUCCGUGGGGUGUAGUUACUUAUGUUAUGUUUGGUUGCAUCGUGAGCGAGGUCACCAUGAGGUUUGAUGACCUCCUGCCGGUCUGUGUUGUGUGAGCAUGAGCAUAAAUGUCGGGCUAAAUGUACAGUAGCGCCAUAGACGUAACCCAGGCUUGAUGACCGUGUCAAAAAGAAACAUUUUUGUCAUUCGCAGGACAUAUACUGUUUAUACGAAUUCAUGCAUUCACGCUCACAUUUGCACCUGUGGACAUUUUAGAGACUGAAGAACCUAACAUGCAUUUUAAUAACACAACUGCUGAUGCUUCAGAUACUUAAUGAACCUUAAGGAAUGUGCCAGUCAUGAAUGAGUUGUUCAAAACUUUUUUUUUUUUUACUGAACUGGGUCUCGUCUCCGCUAACUCAGUGAUUGACUCACCCACACCGCGCUAGCUAAAUUAAAAAAGGAACCCAGUUAACAUGCGUUAGCCACCUGUGGAAAAAGCCUCAGAUCAUCUCCUCUACCCGCUUCCUGCCCAAGCAGCGUCACAGGAUCGACAAAACCAGCAGGGUGCUUGACGGAGACUCGCAUUUCACUGACUCACAUGCGUGACGAAGACUGGAGUUUCACUGACUCACUGGUGCUCGACGAAGACUCAACUUUCACUUUCUCACAGGUUGACAAGACUUGAGUUUCACAGACUCGGACUGGUGUCUCAGUGGCUCACGUGUGCUGGACCGAGACUUGAGUUUCACUGACUCAUGGGUCGACAAGACUCGAGUUCCACUGACUCACAGGUUGACAAGACUCGAUUUUCACUGACUCACACGUGCGACGUAGACUUGCAUUUCACUGACUCGGGUGUGCUCGAUGAAGACUCGAGUUUCACAGACUCACAGGUGCUCUCCGAAGACUGGAGUUUCACUGACUCCUGUGACUCAAUGACUCGAAUUGAGUAUUACUGACUCAUGGGUUGACAAACUCGAGUUUCACUAACACGUGUGUGCUCGAUGAAGACUCGAGUUUCACUUACUCACAGUUUGCCAAGACUUCACAGACUUGUGUGUGCUUGACAAAGACUCUGACUGGAGUUUCAGUGACUCACGUGUGCUCACUGACUUGAAUUACUGACUCAUGGGCUGACAAGACUCGAGUUUCAUUGACUCACGGCUUGACAAAAUUCAAGGUUCACUGACUCAUGGGUUAAGACUAGAGUUUCAUUGACUCCCGUGUGCUCGACGAAGACUCGAGUUUCACUGACUCGUGGGUCAAGCAGACUCGAGUUUCACUGACUUACUGGUUGACAAGAUUCAGGUUUCACUGACUUGUGUGUGCUCAAUGAAGACUUGAGUUUCACUAAGUCACAGGGGCUUGACGAAGACUUGCCUGUCACCGACUCACACGUGUGCAACGUAGGCUCUAGUUUCACUGAUUCAUGGGUUAACAUGGUUCGAGUUUUAUAAACUCACACAUGCGGCGAAGACUUGCAUUUCACCGACUCGUGUGUGCUCGACGAAGACUCGAGUUUCUCGGACUCGCCGGUGCUCUACGAAGACUAAAGUUUCACUGACUCCUGCGUGCUUGAAGACUCGAGUAAUACUGAGUCGCGGGUUGACGAGAUUCGAGUUUCACCGACUCAUGGGUUAAGACUAGAGUUUCACUGACUCCCGUGUGCGUGAUGAAGACUCGUGUUUCACUGACUCACGGGUACAACUUGUUGCACAUGUGUGAGUGAUUCCAGUAAAUCGAAUCAGUGAUUCGCACAUCAUACUUUUAAAAGCAUCUUUUUAAGCAUCGGGUAAGUGAUAGCUGUAAAUGCUGCAUUAAAGUGCUUGUGAAUUGCAUGAAAAUUUGUUUGUUUUUUUUCUUUGAAAAGAAAUUUGUGAGCGACAGAGGCAAACUUAGGAAAAUGUGCAGACAUUUUUAUUAAAUUAACAUUUUUAUCUGUACAGCAAAAUAAAAUGUCACAAUAAUUCUGUUCCAUCUUCAUAUUCCAUGUUACAACCUGAAAACAAGAUGCGUUGCAUACUUGCAUAUAAAUAGAGAAUGGGUAUUUUUACUUUGAUUCUUGGACUUAUUCAGACUCAUGUAAAAUCACACAAAGGAAAUCGUACAAAAAAAAAGUGUGCCGUCUGUUUGCAUCUUCAGUUGUAGUGUUUGCAGUUUCUUUCCACCCGAGUGUGAAGGCCUUGAGGGAGGGCGCACACCAGGGGGGCGGGGGCGAUGGCGAGGUUAGCCAAUCUCUUCCUCCUCUUUGCUGGAGGCUUCACGCUACAUUAGCUGUUGCUAACGCAGCAACACAGCAAGGGCGACGACAACUUUACAUAGCUGCCAUCUUCAAAAAUAAACAUCUAUACCACUUAACCUGCUCAAGGCCACGGGCUGGAGCCUACCCCAGCCCACUCUGGUGGAGAAGCACACUAGUCUAUCACAGCACUGAGUGGGAAUAGAGGAGGUCAGCUUUGUGAAUCACGAGCCAAAAGUCAUCGGUUAUGCGGUUGAAGCCAGAGUGCUUGUGGAGCACACAACUAUGGUGCAUUUGAGGACCGCCAAAGAAUGUGAAAUCUCAAUGCCUGAUCAAAAAACAUUAUCAGUGAAGCUCAGAGACAUAAACAUGUAAAAAUGGUGUUUUUUUUCUAAAACACUGGUACAUGUAUACUGUACAUUUUACCUGUAUUAUCACGUAUUCAUAAAUUAUAGUGAAUGAGAUGUGUUUUCUGUGGGAAAAAAAAACAGCCUAUUUUCGGAGGAAAAAACUGCAUUUAAAGGAAGAACAGCCUACAUCUCAGCUUUCUGUUAUCAAAUGAAAUACUAAAAAUAUUAUAUUGAAUUAAGCCGGCGGUGUCCAAAGUGCGGCAUGGGGGCCAUUUGCAGCCCACAGCUGUUUUUUUGGCACAUUCAAAGACUCAUUUAAAAAGAAAACUACAAAAAAAAAACAGCAAAAAUGGAAAAAUCAGUAGUAAUUUUACAAUAGUGAAAAUAUUGAGAGAAAUAAUUGGAAUCUAAUUGGCAAAAAGUCUUAUGAGAAUAACGUAAUGAGGAAAAAUCAUUCUUGUCGUUUUAGUAGUAUAAAGGUUAUAUUUUAAAGAAAAAACAUUUUAAAGUCAUAAUAUGAAAAAUAAAAAUAAAGUUGUAAUUUUUGGAACAUUAGUUUGCAGAAAAAAGUCACAAGAAUAAAGUCAAACUAUUAUGGAAGUACAGUCAUAAUUACGAGAAUAAAAUAGCAAUUUUACAAGAAUAAACUUGUAAUAUGAGGAAAAAUCAUUUUAGUGGCAGAGUUAAAAUAUUAACGAAAAAAAAUAUUUUUAUGUCGUAAUAUUAUGAUAAACAAAAUGAAAUAAAGUUGGAAUUUUAGGAAAAUUAGGUUGGGGGAAAAAGUUAUAAUAUUAUGGGAAUAAAGUCAUAAGAGAAGAAAAUUUUGAAGAAAGUCAAAAUAGUUGGAUUCAUAUUAUGAAAAGAAAAUUGACAGAAAUUAUUUAAAAAGAAAGUUGAAAUAAAAAAAAACCUGCAAAAAUGUGAAAAAAGAGCAAAGAUAAAAGUUGAUAUUAAUGUUUUUUCACCGAUAUCACAAAGCUGAGAUGCAGUUUUUUCUUGAAAUAUACAGUAUAGAACUUCUUAGCAUAUCUACAUGUGUACAAAAUAUCCAAGUGGCAAAUUUGCAUCCUUUCAUUUUUCACAAUGUGGCCCUCGCUGGAAAAAGUUUGGACUCUCCUGAAUGAAGCCAUACUGUUGAGGCCAUGGGGCUAUAAAAAACGAGUGGCGUCUUCGAGCAACAGGCUUGUUGGAGUGGACAAAAAUAUGCGUAACGAGUCUCAAUGCCCCCGAAAAGUUGGAGCUUGCACUCCGGUCACCUGUUGUAAACGCCACCUGCACUCAGUGAUGACUUGAUACUGCAUCCUUUGGCUUCACGAGCACAAAUCCCAUCAGCAACAAUGAUAGAACAAUAAAAAAAUGGCAUAGAUAUACAAAAUUUGAACAGAUACGUAAUGCAAAGAGAACACUGGUGGUCAUGGCAAGCAGGUUGAUCUUCCUGUACAAGCGGGAAAAAGUUUGCCUCGUUGUUUGAAACUGCUGCUUGUGCGUUUCAGGAAGUCUCUUGGAAAAAAAAAAAAAGAUCUCUUGAGGAUCUCUGCAUGCUCCAAGUUUCUUAAAUAUGACUAAAAACAGGAGGUUGGGAGGGGGAGCAGUUCUCAGUCAAGCCUGAAAGUGCCGAUUUGACACUUUUCAUGUCCCACGCCAAAUAAUGUUCUCCGGAGGGGGGAAAGAAGCGACUGAAGAAAUGCUUUGAUUUGGCGUCUGGCGGAAUUUGACCACAAAGCUGAAAGUUUGACGGACUGGAAGCGGAGAAAGGGAGGAAGGGGAAGGGCGGCGGGUGAACUCUACCGGUCCUUCAGUUCUCUGGUCACAUGCUUGGUGAUGCGACCGCACAGCAGCCCCACCAGGAAGAGGAUGCACAUGCUCAGUGCGAUCAUGAGCAGGAUGUAGUUCUUGGAGGGCGACGUCAUCACCUGCACCGCCAGGUCUGAGAAGCCCUCUGCUGGCGCCACCUACAGCACGCACAAGCACAGUCAUGUUAUUGUCUGAUAUGAUAUCCAUAGUAUCGAUACCAAGGGUGGUGUCAAUAUCAGAUGAUAAUGGCGUGGUGAGAUCGAUAUUUUCAAAAUCGCGGUUAACCGGUUCCGGAUCCGACCGUGAUGAGUGAAUUUCUGUGUUUAGUAUGUAGUCGUUAUAUAUAAAUGGAAUAUUUUUGUAGUUGGAGCAUAAAAAAACUUGUUCACAACCCUCUAAUAUUGUUUUUUAACAUUGUUAGAGCCCUCUAAACAUGAAAAAACACCCAUACAGCCACCUUUGCACUCCAAUUAGCCAAUAUCGACAUAAUAAUAGAAAAUAAGAUAUAAAUAAGACUCAUGCUCGUGUGUGUUGCUGUAAAUGCGUCCUGGUGCUAGGGGAACUGAGCGGGGGGGUGGACAGGAAGUGACGUUGGGGGUUCACAGUUGAGUUUUUUUAGCCUGGCAUGGGUUAUGGACGCAACAGUAGCCCGUUUUAGGGAUCAUUGAAAGCUGUUGUUGACUGUUGACUAAUGAAAGUUGUUGACUGUUGUUCCAGCAAUCCAGUUCUGGCAUUUGUGCGUCUCACCGAACAUUACAGUAACAUUACUGACACCUAGUGACCAGUGUAGAAUACUACCUGUCAUUCUGAGAACCUUUGAAUGUGUCAUUUAGCCAUUUUUAUGCUUGAAAAUGCGUAAUUUAGGCAAAAAAAAAAGCGUAAAAUUAGCGUGAUUUAUUAGUUCAUAUGAAUUUGAAUUGAGUGAAGCCAUGAAUUUCAAAGUGUGAAUUGGUGAGGGAUUACUGUAUAGGCAAUACUAGACCUGCACAUUUGCAAUUCAGCGUUCAAGACUCCGCAAAUUUGCCGAUUUAUACAAAAAAAAAAAAUGUUUCUACAAACAUUUUCUCUCAGAAAAAAGUCCGUUUUGUCCCGCAGAAAACGCAUCUCGUUCACCGCAAGUUGGUAAUCAUUUGUAAACAAGUGAUAACACAGCUAACAUGUACCACUGUCAAAAAAGCCCACCAUUUUUACAUAUUUAUUUCUGUCUUUAUGCCUCACUGAUCAUGUUUUUUUCCACUAUGCGUUGCGAUUUCGCACUUUGUUUAGCGGUCCUUGAACACACCAUUAUAUGUGCUGUGAUACACAAAAGUUUUUUGUUGUAGUGGUGAGUAGCUAUACAGUACAUUUGAUACUUCAAAUGUAUUUAAUAAGUGUGUGAGGCACGAGUCAACAAUGGUAAUCGAAGAGAGAAGGGGAGGGUUGUGGAGCUGAAUCUCUAAUCUCAUCAUUACAACAGGCACGUUUAUUCCAAAUGAUCCGAAAUCGUCGGAGAACGUCUCACAAAUAGGCAUUUUUAUGACAGCAUCAAUUAACUGCAUUUACUUGGUAUCGGGUGGAUACCAGAAUUUGCAGUAUCGCCCAUAGAUCCCAGCCUUUUAACUGUCGUGGGCAAGUGGACUGGAAGUGACGAGUCAUAACAAGAAACAAGAACGAGAACAAGAACGGUACAGACAGCACGAACGCACAGUAAGAAAAAUGGUGAAAAAUGGGAACAUGCGACUGAAAUAAAACAUGCCCCAUAAAAAAAGAUACAUUAAUCAUCAUGAAAAGAGUAAAAUACUGCUUCCUGGUUGUUACCUUCGCAGCGUAGCUCCACAUGUCGAUGCGAUCCUGGAGUCUUUUCUUACACUCAGGCUGCAGGCGAACUCUCUUGUCCUGUAACGCCUCCAUCAGACACGACAUCUCUGCAUCGUGAGACACACCACACCAUAACAUGUACAUUUUUCACACACAUUGGAGGGUUUUCCAGCAUGAAGCGCCUUUUUAAGGUCAUGCCGCAGCAUCUCAAUAGGAUUCAGGUCAGGACUUUGACUAGACCACUCCAGUCUUCAUUUUGUUUUUCUUCAGCCAUUCAGAGGUGGACUUGCUGGUGUGUUUUGGAUCAUUGUCCUGCUGCAGAACCCAAGUUGGUUUCAGCUUGAGGUCACCAACAGAAGGCCGGACAUUCUCUUUUAGGAUAGACAGCAGAACGCAUGGAAUGCAAGUCUUCCAGGUCCUGAAGCAGCAAAACAGCCCCAGAUCAUCACACUACCACCACCAUAUUUUACUGUUGCUAUGAUGUUCUUUUUCUGAAAUGUGGGGUUACUUUUACGCCAGAUGUAAUGGGACACACACCUUCAAAAAGUUCAACUUUUGUCUCGUCAGACCACAGAGUAUUUUCCCAAAGGUCUUGGGGAUCAUCAAGAUGUUUUCUGGCAAAUUGAGAUGAGCCUUAAUGUUCUUUUUGUUCAGCAGUGGUUUUGGUCUUGGAACUCCAUCAGACAGGCGUUUUUUGCCCAGUGUCUUUCUUAUGGUGGAGUCAUGAACACUGACUGAGGCAAGUCAGGCCUGCAGUUCUUUGGAUGUUGUUGUGGGGUCUUUUGUGACCUCUUGGCUGAGUCGUCGCUGCGCUCUUGGGGUCAUUUUGGUUGGCUGGCCACUCCUGGGACGGUUCACCACUGUUCCAUGUUUUCGCUGUUUGUGGACAACGGCUCUCACUGUGGUUAGCUAGAGUCCCAAAGCUUUAGAAACAGCUUUAUAACCUUUUUCAGACUGAUAGAUCUCAAUGAAGUUAUUUUUUAACGGGGUGGGGGGACCAUGUAGGUUUGGAUUUUUUUUUCUCCUUUUUAAAAAUAAAAAGUUUGAUUUAAAAACUUAAUUUUGUGUUGAGUUGUGGUGUCAUCACUCUUAUUUACAUUUGUUUGAUGAUCUGAAACAUUUAAGUGUGCAAAAAAAAUAAGAAAUCAGGAAGGGGGCAAACACUUUCACACCACUGUGUGUGUGUGUGUGUGUGUGUGUGUGUGUGUGUGUGUGUGUGGGUGUGUGGGUGUGUGUGUGUGUGUGUGUGUGUGUGUGUAUAUAUAUUCAGUCGCACCGGACUGAAAAAAGUGCGACUUAUACUCUGGAAAAUAGGGUAUUGUACAUAAGAAGCCAAAUGAUUGUGUGAAAGCACCCACGUCUUCCUCUGCCGGGUGUAAUAGCAGCACAGUGAUGUUUCAGGUCCAGGGCACAGGCUGUGUGGAGGACCGGGUCUACAAAGAUGUCUGCUUUACUCUCCUUCAGCAUGUUCAGCACUUCCUGCAGACAAGAACAAGCAGCAAUUUUAUCAUUUUUCAGAUGUUCUUGAUGGAAAUACGAUGUGUGUCACUUGUGAUGUGUGAUGUGAUGUGAUGUCCACAACAACAUUCAAACAAUUUCUGCCCUCCAUGAAGAAACUCAUGGCUCAUUUGGAUCAGCCUCCCUGGGAAAGUCUAUUCCAGAGUGCUGGAGGGAACCUCGAACCUCAGCUACAGGAGGUGCAAUGUGGUUUUCGUCCUGGUCAUGGAACACUGCACCAGCUCUACACAAUUGCAGGGGUACUGGAGGGUGGAUUGGAGUUUGCCCAACCGGUCCACUUGUGCUUUGUAGACUGGGAAAAGGCAUUCGACCGUGUCCUUGAGGUGUCCUGUGGGGGGUGUACCGGGAGUACGGGCUUGGUGGCACGCUACUACAUGCACGCUGCUACGUGCUAUUCGUGCAUUGGCAGCAGUAAGUCCCUACUGAGACUGCUGCCCCCACCACCCAUACCCCCAAAAAAUGGAUGGGUGGAUGGAUGGAUAUCAUUUUAUGGCUUCUACUUGGUGGCUUUAUGAAGCUGUGGCAGCGUCUGGGAAGGGUAUAUAAAGUAUCCUGCAAGCUUCACUUUUGCUUUGCAACACACAACUAUGGUGCGUUCAAGGACACCCGAACAAAGUGCAAAAUCUCAACAGUUGACGAAAAAGCAUCAGUAAAGCAUGGAGACAUAAACAUGUACAAAUUGUGGUCUUUUUUUUUUUUUACAGUGAUACAUGUAUACUGUACAUGUUACCUGUAUUAUCACUGAUUUAUAAAUUAUUAUGGACUUAUAAUAAAUGAUCUGCAGGGAAAAAACGGCCUAUUUUCAUAGCAGAAAAAAAAAUCCAAUAAUAUAUCACAUUUCUUAUUUGAUAUCUUUGUCUCAACCAAAAUAAUGAUCUCUAAAAACAUCAAGCUGUUGGCUCUCAAAUGGCUGUGAAGAGAAAGUCAUAUUAAAGGAUACACAAGUAUACCUUUUUGCAGGCGUCCUGUUUGAUCUUGAGCAGGUUCACUUUCAGACAUUCUUCUACCUGACCAGUCUGCUCCUGAGCGGCUGCCUCCUCCGCACACAGCCUGGAGAUCUGGAGGAGAAAGUGCAAUGGCGAGGGGAGGACAUUUUGCCGUUGACAUUUCUGCAACAUGCAUACCUCGUCUGAGCAAUGCAUCUGCAGCUGCGGGUCCAGCCUGUAGUCCAGCGCAGACUCCUGGAGAAUCACUCGGAUCUGGUCCUCACAGUCUGGAGACAAUCUCUGACGUUGAAGGUGAGAUUUAAGAAAGUGAUGUCCUCGGUUACCAUAUGGACUCGGUCUCUGAUGAUUGGACUGACCUGAUCGGCAUAUUUGAGCUUGAGGCAGGCGAUCACCUGACCCUCCAGCUCGCUGUCCUCACUCCCUUUGUUCAGGAUAGACUGGCAGAACUUGGGAAUAUCCGCUCUGCAAGAUUUCCUCAACACUGGGUUCAACCUGUAGUCUGUUGAGGGUGAGGAUACAUGGCAGACUGCUUUUAUCGACAUAAACGGGCACACACUGACCUCCUGUUCAGUGCAAAACAGGGAUGUCCGAUAACGGCCAACCGUUAUCUCUUCAAGGGCUGCAAAGGUACAUGGUUUUACCGUUCGGUUCGCCCUGCAUGGGGCAAUCCACCUUAUGGAUUGGCGGUUUUGCGAUACAUUUUGCACGUCAAGGUGCAGUGCACCUGUUUUUAAACACUUCACCUCUGUAAAGGGACAAAGAUGAGUGCAUAAGAUGAAUGCAGCGUGUUGCCAUUGUUCAGCAGAGAUGAGAACGCUGCACUUGAGGAAAGGAGCUUUACAAAAAAAUAAUCAUCAAACACUUACUGUGGCACUUGCACCUUCCUAAAAUGAAACGCUCUAAACCAGGGGGGUCUAAACUGCAGCGCAGGGGACAUUUUAGCCUGCAGCUUGUUCUAUGUUAUAUCUAAUGAGAUAUAUUAAUAGAUACUACACUCAUUUGCUUUGUCACUUACAACACGAAGCUUAUAUAGCUUACAGUAUGGUAUAAUACUGAUCUACAUUAUAUUGCUUAUGGCAGGGGUGCCCAUUACGCCGAUCGCGAGCUACCGUUCCAUCGUGAAGAUAGUUCGGGUCGAUCGCAUGAACGUCACUUCAUAAGUGUCAUAUGACAUCAGUCAGCCGGCAUUAAGCUCCCCUCCUGAUUCGCUCUUCCUCCCCCGCGGCAAUGGUGAACGUCAUGUCUCAAACUACACACAGAGAUGCAACUUUCAUCAUCUAUAUGUUUUAUAGUCAGAGAUAGAUCAUGUUGACUUAUAGCGUGCACCUCGAUAUUCAUGUACAAUGUAUGCCCUUUCGGCUCAGCUCCCUCUUCACCACAACGGACCGACGCAGAGUCCGCAUCACUGCAGAUGCCGCGACAAUCCGCCUGUCGAUGUUGCGUCGCGUCCAUCCCUCACUCGUGCACAAAACCGAGAGGUGCUUAAACUCCUCUGCUUGGGCACUCCCCCCUUUUCCGAGUGAGCACCAUAAACUGUCUUCCUUUAAUACUUCAGGAAAAACCACUCGGGAGUCACAAACAGCUAGCGUACCUGCAGCAAAAUAAGAUGCGCUUGGGCACAUGCUGAACGGGCCCAGUUUAUAAUUUCUUGUAUUUUAUGUUUCAUACUUUGGACUUGACUUUGUUUUUACACGGAUGUUUAUGCCACAUAAAAAUGUGAAUUAUGAAUGUAUAACCUGUCUUACUUAUUGACAGGAGAACAUGUUAUUUUAGGUGACGAUGGAUCAUGAUUGUUUUAAUGACUAUUUUGUUGAGACAAAAUGUUUGAAAUAAAUAUGGCAUUUUUUCUAUAACUUACACUGCACAUUGCAGUAUCCAUUUUAUUUGUAUGGCAUCACAGUAAAAUAAGUACAGUGUGUUCAUUCAUUACGUGACAUUAGUUGGAGGGAAACCUGCUGCCUACAUCCACAUCGGUUGAUAGCGGAAAUAAAGUGCCAGACGAUAUCGGUAAAUUGGCAAGAACGCCAAUAUCGAGCAUCUCUAGUGCAAAGUACAGUAAGUUUCAGAAUAAAAGCAUGGCAUUCGGAGGUGCUACUGUAGCUUGUCUGCACGUGCACUAGAAGGUGAAGGUGUACCUGUGUUCUGGGUGAUCUGCCUCUUCGUGAUCAUCUGUUUGCACUUUGGAUCCAUCAGCUCGCUGUUCUUGUUCUGCUUCAGACACUGAAGAACAUUUCUGGCAUCGGCUUCAGUGCAGAACCUCUGCAGAAGAGAGUUCCCCAUCUUGUUGAGUUUUUUUUUUUUUUUUUAUAAUACAA
This is a messenger RNA of Dunckerocampus dactyliophorus (ringed pipefish), 14033 nucleotides long. RefSeq names its product protein kinase C and casein kinase substrate in neurons 3 (gene pacsin3). The transcript is spliced from 10 exons. Gene Ontology annotation, molecular function: phospholipid binding; protein binding. Bases 424 to 1752 code for a protein of 442 amino acids. Gene Ontology annotation, cellular component: cytoplasm; endosome; plasma membrane. Lineage: Eukaryota; Metazoa; Chordata; Actinopteri; Syngnathiformes; Syngnathidae. The record is from RefSeq and is a predicted model, not a curated record. Gene Ontology annotation, biological process: plasma membrane tubulation; cytoskeleton organization; regulation of endocytosis.